UCUGCAGGGCUGUUGUAGUGACACUCAGACGGAGGGCUUCUAUGCUAAGCAAGCGACUAACCGCAUUAAACCCGUAGAGAGAAGCGGCUUGUUUGUCUUAAGUUACAAACUCGGUUCGGCCAUCAAUAAGGAACUCGUUUCCCACUCGAGUGGACUUUAUACACCACUCUGCUUGCUUAGGUAAAAGAGUGCCGCAGCUUCUGACCGAGCACGCCGCCGCUCCUGCCCGUCUGCGCCGCUGCGAGAGAAGAAAACAAGCUCGGUGAGCAGUGCGCUAAAGCUGUGUGAUCAUUGACAGAGUUCAGUACACACAAGCUCCCAACCGUAACUUGUCGGCGCAUCGUGCAGCUUAGCUCAGAGGUUCUUCGGAAAGCCACGGUUGCGGAUAUUUUUUGCCUCCGAAGUCGAGGUGUUGUAUCAUAAAAUCUUAAGCUACUGUGAGACACUUGCCUAAUAAGACCAGUUCCCAUCAGCUUCCCUGCAGCCCCCUACCUACCCCAACAGUCUUCUGCCCCAGCAUGGAUGAAGUCACUGUUGUUAAAGAAGGAUGGCUCCACAAGAGAGGUGAAUAUAUCAAAACAUGGCGACCUCGCUACUUCAUCCUGAAAAGUGAUGGAUCCUUUAUUGGAUACAAAGACAAGCCGGAGGUGUCCAGUGACCUCAGCCUCCCACCGCUCAACAACUUCUCCGUCGCAGAGUGCCAGCUGAUGAAGACGGAGCGCCCAAAGCCCAACACAUUUGUAAUUCGAUGUCUGCAAUGGACCACCGUCAUAGAGCGGACUUUCCAUGUGGAGACCAACAGCGAGAGGGAGGAAUGGAUGCAGGUGAUCCAGACAGUAGCAAACAGCCUGAAGAGUCAGCAGCAAGAUGAGGAGCCCAUGGAGAUCAAAUUUGGCUCGCCCAGCGACAGCAGCGGCGCAGAGGAGAUGGAGAUUGCUAUGUGCAAAUCCCGUUCAAAAGUGACUAUGAGUGACUUUGACUACCUGAAGCUGCUGGGCAAAGGGACGUUUGGAAAAGUGAUUUUGGUUAAGGAGAAAGCUACAGGGAUGUACUACGCCAUGAAAAUCCUCCGCAAAGAAGUCAUCAUUGCUAAAGAUGAGGUGGCUCACACAGUUACAGAGAGCAGAGUUCUCCAAAACACACGGCAUCCUUUUCUAACGACACUAAAAUAUGCAUUUCAAACACAUGACCGGCUAUGCUUCGUGAUGGAGUAUGCAAAUGGAGGAGAACUCUUCUUUCACUUAUCCCGGGACAGAAUAUUCACAGAAGAUAGAGCAAGGUUCUAUGGUGCAGAAAUAGUAUCAGCACUGGAGUAUCUACACUCACGCAAUGUCGUUUACAGGGACUUAAAGCUGGAGAACCUGAUGUUGGACAAAGACGGCCACAUAAAGAUAACAGACUUUGGGCUGUGUAAGGAGGGAAUUACAGACGGUGCCACCAUGAAAACCUUCUGUGGAACUCCAGAGUACCUGGCGCCAGAGGUACUGGAGGACAACGACUAUGGCCGCGCCGUGGACUGGUGGGGACUGGGAGUGGUGAUGUAUGAGAUGAUGUGUGGUCGGUUGCCAUUCUACAACCAGGACCACGAGCGUCUGUUUGAACUCAUCCUCAUGGAGGAGAUCCGCUUCCCGAAGACCCUGGCGCCGGAGGGCAAGGCCCUGCUGGCAGGCCUGCUGAAAAAAGAUCCCAAACAAAGGCUUGGAGGUGGACCAGACGAUGCCAAAGAUGUAAUGACCCACAAGUUCUUUGCCUUGAUAAACUGGCAGGACGUGAUUGAAAAAAAACUUAUCCCACCCUUCAAGCCCCAAGUAACAUCAGAGACAGACACCCGUUACUUCGAUGAUGAGUUCACAGCACAAUCUAUUACAAUAACUCCUCCAGACAAGUAUGACAGCUUAGAUGUUGAGGAUUCAGAUCAGCGUACACACUUCCCUCAGUUCUCAUACUCUGCCAGCAUACGGGAAUGAUCACUAAGACUCACGAACAAGCAGGCAGGCUGGCACACAAUCCCAAUCCCAAAUGCACCCUUGCACUGGUGAGGAAUAAAAAAAUGACACAAAACAAAAAAAAAAAAAAGAAGUGGCACAAGGCACAUUUUUCAUUCUGUCUUUGACACAAUUAAAGGUAAAUCAUAGAGAAAAAAAUAUUAGUUUGUAAAGUAUGAAUUCAACACACGGCCCAUGCCUGACCGAGCUCAGCAGGUUUGUUUGAAUAGACUGGCAGCUUUGUCUCUGCACGUCCUGCUGGACCUCUGCAGCACCACAUCAAAGCCUUUACACUUCAAACCAGGUUAUGCCAGCAAAGUCCCUCAUUUUUACCAGCUGUACCCAAGGUUCUCACACACACACACAACAAAUGACCCAUGCUUAAACUACAUAUUUACAUCAACAAACUUGGUAGAAUUUGAAAAAGUGUCAUUUGAAUUUGGAAAGUGAAAAAUAUUUGAGGGAGGGGAAAACAAUUUAUUUUUAUUAUUUUUUUUAUCAGUUACGGUUUUAAAUGUAAAGCCAUAUUACAAAUUUUCUUUUUUUUCUUGAUAAAAAAAAAAAAAAACAAGUGCCCUUUCUGGAACUUGCUGUUACAAAUCAAGUGUAGGGGUUUCCUACGGCGGGGGUUGGGGGGGGACAAAGACACGGGGGACGAUGAGGAGAGUUGCCAUUACGGUGUUUGCACUGCACAGGGUGUAUAUGCGGAUGGGCGAGAGGAUAUGAAUGUAUGCGUGUGCAGAGAGCGCGCAAGAGGAACGAGUGAACAACAGUUUGAAUCGUCAGCCAUCCAUUUGUGUCGUUUUUAUGCAUGUUUUUAAACUAAACGUUUUGCUGGAACAUGGGCGAGAGAGGACACUACGCAACACACUCAGUGGGCUGUUUUUCAUUUUGAAGCCGUGUAGUUUAAGAUUGCUGUUCUGAUUGCUGGCUGUUCAAUUGUCUCAGUCAAGAUAAACAAACAGACCUUAUUGCAUGGCUUACCUUUGCUGUCAAAAACUGCAUUCGUUGUGAUGCAGCGCUCAUUCACAUGGAGUCCAGGUUUGAAAACUCAGAUUCCAGAUUCUGGUUUUGUAGAAAGUAGAUCCAGGCUAGUUUCUCCAUGUGUACAUAUUGAUAAAGACUGAAUAAAACUCUGGCCCCAGUUUUCCUGGACCUGUCCAGAAAAUGUCCUGUUUUAAUAAAGAAUAAAAGACAUUUAUUAUGUCUUUUGUUGUGUAAAACGUCCUCCCUUGCUGAGAUGGAUAUUCAGCAAUAUAUUUUUUUUGAUAUCAGUGCAACGUCUUGAAGUAUUUUUAAACCUCACUUUUAAUUGCUCUUUUCAUUAAAAAAAAAAAAAAAAUUAAAAAAAUCAAAAUCAUUCAAAGUGACUUCGGACAUUUAUCUCUUGAUUUGAUUUGACAUUUCACAUUUAGAACCUGAUUUGUUUCCUUAAGUGUCCAAACACUUAAAAUGUAUGUAGUUGUAUGUUUGAAGCAACGCUGUGACCUGUUGGGCCUGCCUUUAAUUCAUCUGUAAAAAGGAGGAACUCCCCAAACAUCAGCUGUAUUAGUUUCAAAAGAAAACCUGCAUACUUUUAGACGUGAAGGCACAUGAUUGAGAGUAGCUGACUCAAACUUAUGUCGUGAUGCUGGAAGAGAUCUCGCUUUAUUCUUUUAAGUCGUGACAAAAGAACAUCAAAACAUCUUUUUUUUUUCUGUUUCCUGUUUUUGUUUGUUGAGUUUUUCUCCCUUUUUGUCCAUCUAUUUCUCAAAUUUUGCAAGACAGAUUGUCUGGUUUUAAGUACAUUAUAUAAAAUAUGAAUAUAUUAAAGUUUUUUUGAACUGC
Molecule: messenger RNA, 3812 nt
Organism: Poeciliopsis prolifica (blackstripe livebearer)
Lineage: Eukaryota; Metazoa; Chordata; Actinopteri; Cyprinodontiformes; Poeciliidae
Gene: akt2
Product: v-akt murine thymoma viral oncogene homolog 2
Exons: 14
Coding region: 519-1967 (482 amino acids)
Biological process (GO): protein phosphorylation
Molecular function (GO): protein serine/threonine kinase activity; ATP binding
Source: RefSeq, a predicted model, not a curated record